AGUAUUUAAUUUCUUUGCACUUUGUAUAUAAUAAAAAUUUGUGGAAGCUUAGUUUAACAGUUCAAUCAGAACAUCAUUCUUCCACAAAACACACUCACACAAUUCUCUUGACCUUCUUUAGCAACACUACUCACUAGCUUCAAAUCAAUAUGCAGAAAAUAGUGCUAAAGGUAGAACUCUAUGAUGAUAGAAUCAAGAAAAAAGCCAUGAAGACAGUAUCUGGUCUUUCAGGGGUUGAGUCUGUUUCAGUGGACAUGAAGGAUCAAAAACUAACAUUAGUUGGAGACAUAGAUACUGUUGAUGUGGUGGGAAAGUUAAGAAAACUAUGUCAUGCUGAAAUAGUUUCUGUUGGACCAGCCAAAGAAGAGAAAAAAGAUGAACAAAAGAAAGAAGAAGACAAGAAGGAAGAGCCAAAUAAAAAGGACCCAAAAGAAGAAUUGGCUGAUCUUGUGAAGGCUUUUGAAACACAUUAUAAUCAAAUGAGACAACCAUAUCCUUAUUACUAUUACCAAACUGUGGAAGAGUCUCCAAGUGGGUGUGUUAUUUGUUAAGACAUUGAAAUAUUAUUUAUGGAAUUUGAGAGUAGGUAAAUAAAUGAGAACAAGAAAAGAAGUUGGGGGUGAGGGUUAUUGUUCUUUUUUAUGAUAUUACAUUUUAUUCUUCUUUUCAUGUUCUUAGUUUUUAGAUUUUUCUCUUAUCUUAGCUAAGAAAAAAGGUAUGUUGAAGAAGGGAUUAUAAAUUGUACAUUAUUUUGUGGGGUACCAAUAUUUUGAAUUUUUGUUGUCUUGAUAAUACUCUGUAUUCAAAAAUGUGGAUUGAGUUAUCUUGAAAAUAAGAAUUGAGAGUUUGGAUUAA
Messenger RNA from Medicago truncatula (barrel medic), 855 nucleotides. RefSeq names its product heavy metal-associated isoprenylated plant protein 39. The coding region runs from base 150 to 551 and encodes 133 amino acids. NCBI's taxonomy places the organism in Eukaryota, Viridiplantae, Streptophyta, Magnoliopsida, Fabales, Fabaceae. Gene Ontology annotation, molecular function: metal ion binding. The transcript is spliced from 3 exons. The record is from RefSeq and is a predicted model, not a curated record.